AUGUCUCAGACCAAUUCGUUCCAACCGUGGAAACAAUCGCUCCCGGUCGGUUUGCCGUCGAACCUUGGCACCUCGGCUAUCUUCGGUGGCACCACAGCUGUCAGUGCAGCAGCAGCAGGCUAUGGAAAAGUACCAGCACUACUACCACCACAGCAACAACCCACCCCAUCACCAUCGUCGUCCUCAUCGUCAUCCACGUCGUCCCUGCACUCCGUUAGCUCGUCAACGCCGGUCUCAUCGGGUGCACUAGGUACCGGCACAUGCACUCCAAUGCACACGUCACAGCUGACGGUCGCGUCACCCGGGACCGGUACCGUAUCGUCAUCGACUACUGCCGGUGGUGGCACCGAUUUUCUCACUCAAAUGGCCGUUAACAAGCUGAAGCUGGGCAAGCUCAAUGCCAGCUAUGAACUGACCGGUGGCACCACCGGUCCAGCAUCCCACCCACCGGCUGGAAGUGGUACCGAGAUGGAUCUGGACCUGAGCGCGGAACACGAUCCGAGCGUUGCAGCGAUGAAGGCGAUGUUGGCUAGUUCACGGUGUCACAAUGCGAGCGCCCUUGGGGAUCGUGAUCGCGAACAGCAGAUACAGCAAAUAUUUGAAAAAUCCAUCAGUGACACCACGAAGAAACAGAUUGUGGAAAUAUUGGAAAAAAUAUCGACCCUUCGGCCACCGGAGCGAUUGCUGCUGUACCUUCGCAUGCCUGGCGGUUAUCCGGAAACAGAUCCUUUGCGCCAGUCACAGAACCCGCUCGGGACGCGGCUAGAGAUUAAUCACACGAUCAACUGGGUCCGGUCGCAUCUAGAGCACGACCCGAAUGUGUCAAUUCCGAAGCAGGAAGUGUACGAAGAUUAUGUAGCAUACUGCGCCCGGAUCAACAUAAAGCCACUGUCCACGGCGGAUUUCGGCAAGGUGAUGAAGCAGGUUUUUCCCGGGAUCCGGCCGAGGCGGCUUGGCACGAGAGGACAUUCCAGAUACUGUUACGCUGCGAUGCGCAAGGCCACAAAACUUCCCAUCCCGAAGCUUCCCGAUCUCACCAGCGCAGCCGGCUCAUUUGAGAAGCAGUCAAACGAGAGCCAAAGCUUCAGCGAGGAAGAAUCCUGGAAGGUGGUAAAGGCGUGGGCCGAAGCGAUGCUUCCGUCAUGCUUCGGCACGAUCAGCGAGCUGGCCAGCUUCAUCGCGAAGAACAACCUGAACACACCGUCCGGCAUUGGUAGCCGGCAGCAGCUGCACAAGAAGAUUCUUCAACGAGAGAUGAAGGAAAAGCGAAAGCUAUCCGCUGUAGCGAUGAAGAAACGCCGCAAGAAGCGCAGGAAGACACUGUCAACAAGCAUUUGCGAUGGACCAGAGUCCCGAAAUACCAGCACCCCGGACAGCAGCAAAUCAAAGCCGAUGGGAGCGUUCGGUGCGGUCGAAACUCAGCCGAGAACCGUAAGUACAAAACAAACACCGCCACAGCAACACCCCACAACGAUGGUCGCUUCCUGUAACGGAGCUGCCCAGGGGGCGCCGACGAAUCAGCUACUCCAGCACAUGAUUAAACGUGAGCAGCAGGAUUAUCUCGAUGAGGACAACAACAAUACCACCGUCAUCGGGAGUGGCAAAAUGAUGCUACUGCAACGUCAGCAACAGCAGCAGCAGCAACAACAGCAGCAUCAAAGUACAAAUCUCAACUGUGAUACUAGUAAUGGUGUCUUGGAGUCGUUGAACAAAGACCUGAUGAUGGCAGUAGCGGCCAGCGGGUUUCUUCCACCGUCAGCGACCAGUAUACCAUCAGCAAUCGCACACGGCACUCACCCACCGCAACAUGUGCAGCAGCAACAACAGUUGAUACAACAGCGUCUGCUAGAGGGUGGAAUGCGCAGCCCGCAGGAUCAACAGUUUCUUCAGAAUGUGUACUGCAAAAAGGUACGCCAGGCGCAACAGCUGAAGGCCGUCCAACAACAGCAGCAAGCACAGCAGCAAUUGCAGCUGCAGCAACAUCAGCAACCAUCCGGCGGCCAUCCGCAGUCACCGCUGUUCUUUCCCAACCGGCCGACCAGUGUGCAGAAACGGCAGCUUGCGAACAGUGUCGCGUUCGCCGGUAGACAGAAGCGCCUAAAGCUGCUCCAGCAGCGCCAGCAGCGUUCGCUCGAAGCGCAAAACAACAGUGCGCCCCGGUACGACGAACAGGGCAAUCUAAUACUCAUCGAAACGCAAGACCCGACGACCCAGGAUGAGUUCAUCAUACCGCGCGAACGGGUCAUCAGUAUUUGCAACAUGGACAAAAACGCACUCGACGGCUACCUGAACUGUGAGGAGGAAAACUCCCAGGACCAGGACCAAGAGCUGUUGAAGUACUUCCCGGAGGAGGAUGGUGCCGGUGGGACAGCGCAACAGCAACUUAACGCUUCGGUCGAUAACGAUGGACCUUCUUCGGCCAGCUUCGGCACCGGUUUGUUCGAUGACGAUGAAAAGCUGUUCCAGAUACGCAUGAUUCUCGAAAAGAACCAGAGCAACCAGAACAAACAGCAGCAGAUGUUGCAGCAACAGCAACAACAGCAGCAGCAGCAGCAAAUGCAGCAAGCACUUGAGUCGCAUCUGGCGGCGUACGAGUCAACACCGGGUACGAUGACCCAAAGCCACCAGUCGGGUGGAAAUAUGGGAUUGCAGCCGGGAUCGGCUGCUGCUUCUUUGGCCGCCCUAUCUCAGCGCCAUAACACCACCGCUGGUGAUCAUCCAUCGACUACAACCUCCACGACCGUUCACGCACCGGAUCAGCAGCAACGGCAGCAGCAUAAACACUCCGCUGGAAGCAACACCCAUGAGGGUGAAAUGAUUGCUCAAAAUUAUGGAACGAAUCAAAUGAACGGAACGGUCGCACUAAGCGGCACUCAAGCAGCGCAAACAUUGCAAAGUCCAACGGCUCGGCGCAAGAACUUUAGCUUCGUACCAAUCUCCGAGCAACCGCGUGUCGGUUCGGGCAGCAAACAGCUGGCGGGAGGGGGUAACAUAAACCACACACCCACCGCCAGUCCGUUCGUAAGCCCAAGAAGUACACCGAUCCACCGGAAAGCUCACAAACCAUCGAACGGACUGACGUUGAACUUGGGAGAUAACAAGUUCAACAAUCAGCCCGGACACCACCAGCAACAGAUGUCACUCACCGGCGGACCAUACGGCCAGCACCAUCAGUCGCAGCAACAGCAUCCGCAACGAUCUUACUUGAGCGGAUAUAUAAAGAACGAACUGCCCGCAUCGGCACCACCGAGUCCUUCGAUGAUGCAACCGUACCGGUUUGGUGCGAUGAGUGGUAUAAACUGUGGCAUCUCGUCCAUGCCGACUACUUUCCAACCGAUCUGCAACCCACACGGCAGCCUGUCAUCGACCACUUCCGGUGCGGGAGGUGGCCAUAAUGGGCCGGUAUCAUCACUCGAGUCUCGAUCCAGCAGUGUACCCUUGAUUCCAAACUACGACCCAUACUGCAACUCCAACUAUACGUCCGUCUCACAAACGCCCGUCCCGUCGGAGUACGAUGAUUUUACCGAUACCGGUAACAUUCUGGACAUGCUGAACGAACAAUCGAACCAGCUGACGGCGGCGGUGAAGAUCGAAGAAUCGGAACUAACCAUGCCCGAUUUGCUUCCGGAGCAGCUACAACAGCAACAGGAAGAUGGAGGGUUUUUUACACGUUCCGCCAACUAUAAUAUCGUAUCGCGUUCCGUUCCUUCAACGCCACUGCCGCAUCUCGGUGGGUUUAGGGCGAACAGCUCAACCGCCAAUGCCGGUGGGUGCAUCGGUCCGAUGGGUUCCGGUGGUCUCGGUAUGGUAGCGACCCGUUCCAUGUUCGAGCUACCCAAAUCGGUCCCCUCGACACCAAUCGCGCUGAACGAGAGCAGCUGCCAGGGUGAAUCGAUGUUCCAGUACAGCCCGGAAACGUCACGCGAUUUCCUCAUCAAUGGGAACUCCGUCGAUCGCAGCAAAUCAUCUGCCGCUUCGUUCUACUCCCCGGUAAACGGUGCCGGUGGUUCCAGCAGCACAGCAGCCGGUGGAGUUCCCGGAGCGCUUGCAAUGUCCACCAAAGCAUCGGAUACGAUUGCCGGUGGUAAUCCUGCCGGUGAGCUUGCUACAUCGCAUCGGACCGGUAGCGGUGGCGGUCCGUGCACGGUACAUUCCACAUCCGCUGCGACGGCGGACCCGAUCGCACCACCGUCUGCCGAUCUGGCCAGCGUGCUGUCCGACGGCAUCGAGGGCCUUUCGAACGAGCUGGACAGCAUGGCGGAAUCGAUGAUCAAUUCCGACAUCUUGCGGAAUCUGUAG
Messenger RNA from Anopheles marshallii, 4299 nucleotides. RefSeq lists its product as uncharacterized. Bases 1 to 4299 code for a protein of 1432 amino acids. NCBI's taxonomy places the organism in Eukaryota, Metazoa, Arthropoda, Insecta, Diptera, Culicidae. Gene Ontology annotation, biological process: regulation of transcription by RNA polymerase II. The transcript is spliced from 6 exons. Gene Ontology annotation, molecular function: DNA-binding transcription factor activity, RNA polymerase II-specific; RNA polymerase II cis-regulatory region sequence-specific DNA binding. The record is from RefSeq and is a predicted model, not a curated record.